CCACAGGUUGUCACUGUCACCUUAAGUAACCUAACAUCAUUCUAAAAUUUUUAAUCCAAAGCUGUCUUUAAAAAUUAAAAAUAAGUAGGUAAUUAAAAGAAAUUGGUGAUUGGUAGCAAGAGAUACCGAAAAUUGGGAAAAGGAACUUAUAUAAGAAUUAUAAUUAUUAACUACCUAUCUCCAAAAAAAUCAUAAUCUGGAGAAGAAUUUCUAAAAAGUAGUAAAAACCGAAAGUAAUGUUUUCGUACGUAGAUAAAGGUAUUCUUCCAAAGCUGGUGAGAUUUAACUCCACAGCAUCAGGCGUAUUUGUAAACAGAAAUCCAAGGAAUUUGGAGCGAAUGCGAAUAGCCCGCAAACCAGACGGCUACCAUUUAGAGAAGCCUGGCCGAAAGUUUUGGCACAAAUUAAUUCUGACGUCAACAAACAGAACAGUAAAAGCAGAGGUUGUCCACUUUGUUAAUGGCCCUGUUAUUGAAGCAAAAACAUCUGAAUGGGCGCUCCGCAACCAGCUAUACAGUAUCACAGAUACAUGUGCUUAUAUCAACCUUGGAAAAGUGUUUGCCCAAAGGUGCCUUGAAAGUGGCAUCUUGGAAAUGUAUUGCGAUAUUGAACCAGUUGAAGGAGGCAAAGUUGAGAAAUUCCUAAAUGAAGUUGUUAAAGGAGGAAUCAAAUUACAAGAAAUGGAAGUUUAUAAGAAACCUGAACCUUGGGAUCGGUUUAGACCUGAAAAGCCUUGGGAAGUUACUGAAGAUUAAGUUUUAUUUGCUUAUGCCAUAUAAAUUAAAAAAAAAGUUUUAUUAGUUUAAUAGUUAGUUAUUGCUAUCAAUAAAAGUUAUCUCUAAUCAUUUUUUCAACAAUGAUCUAGCAUAUCUUGAUGAGAUCUA
This is a messenger RNA of Maniola jurtina (meadow brown), 884 nucleotides long. It is a transcript of the gene mRpL18, whose product is annotated as 39S ribosomal protein L18, mitochondrial. Gene Ontology annotation, cellular component: ribosome; mitochondrion. Lineage: Eukaryota; Metazoa; Arthropoda; Insecta; Lepidoptera; Nymphalidae. The coding region runs from base 237 to 755 and encodes 172 amino acids. Gene Ontology annotation, molecular function: structural constituent of ribosome; 5S rRNA binding. The transcript has 2 exons. The record is from RefSeq and is a predicted model, not a curated record. Gene Ontology annotation, biological process: translation.